AUGUCACCCCACAGCGAGGUUUCAUUCAACGGCUCCGAGGCCCCAGUCUCCAACGGAACCACCAACGGUCACAACGGCACAAAUGGCACCAACGGCAUUACUAACGGCCACAACGGCCAUGUCAACGGCAACGGUAGCAGCAACGGAAACGGAGCUGCCCCUGCUGCCCGCCAUGGGCCCCGAGUUCACAAGGAGAGAUCUCCUUAUCUCGAGUCCGCUCCCGCAGAUUCUGAGUUUGACCUCAUCUGCGCUGGUUUCGGCCCCGCAUCUUUGGCUGUAGCCGUCGCUAUUCACGAUGCCAUCGCCGAGGGCAAGAAGCUUCGCCCUGAUGGCGCAGCUCCCAAAGUUCUUUUCCUGGAGAAGCAGGCCAAGUUCGCUUGGCACGCCGGUAUGCUGCUCCCAGGAGCCAAGAUGCAAAUCUCCUUCAUCAAGGAUCUGGCCACUCUUCGCAACCCCCGAUCUGAGUUUACUUUCCUUAACUACCUCCACCGCCAGGGUCGUCUCGUUGACUUUACCAACUUGAGCACUUUCCUCCCUGCCCGUACUGAAUACGAGGACUACCUUCGCUGGUGCUCUUCUUGGUUUGACCACGUUGUGAGCUACAACAACGAGGUUCUCUCUAUCUCCCCCGAGAGCAAAGUGGCCGGUGCCGUCAAGACUUUUACCGUUCAGGCUCGCAACGGCAAGACUGGUCAGGUCCAAUCUUUCCGCAGCCGUCACGUUCUCGUUGCUGCUGGUGGCCAGCCUUCGCUCCCCAAGAGCCUCCCUGCUAAACACCCUCGUGUCCUGCACUCUUCUCAAUUCGCCAACUACGCCCCUCAGAUCCUAGCCAAGCAGAACGCUCCUUACCGCGUUGCUGUUAUCGGUGCUGGCCAGAGCGCCGCCGAGAUCUUCAACAACGUCCAGAACCUGUACCCCAACUCUAAAACCUACCUCAUCAUGCGUCAGGAGUUCCUACGCCCGAGUGAUGACUCUCCAUUCGUCAACUCCAUCUUCAACCCCGAGUACAUUGACAACUUGUGGCCACGAUCUGUUAAGGCUCGUGAGACUCUUUUGACCGAGGCUCGCGCCACCAACUACGGUGUUGUUCGCCUGGAGCUCAUUGAGCACCUCUUCGAGAAGAUGUACGACCAGAAGCGUGAGAUCAGCGACGAUGAGACACAGUGGCCCCACAGAAUUCUCGCUGGCCGUGAGAUUGCCAGCGUCGACACCAAGGGCGACGCUCUCGAGAUCAAGGUCCAGCGCGUGAACGAUGGUCCUCUCGAUGGCUUCGUCGACCAGGAGACUUUUGAAGUUGAUCUGAUCGUUGCUGCCACCGGUUACAAGCGAAGCGCUCACGUCGACAUGCUCAAGGACGCAUGGACAAUUCUCCCCAAGACUGUAUCAGGACGUAACGAGUCCCCCAAGGGCGUCAACGGCUGGAACGUCGAGACACAAGAUGGCGAGCGCAAACUGGCCGUCGGGAGGGAUUACCGAGUCAAGUUCUCUCCUGGCACUGUUGCCGACGACUCUGGCGUCUGGCUGCAGGGCUGCUGCGAGGGUACUCACGGGCUGAGUGACACCCUCCUCUCUGUCCUGGGCACUCGCUCAGGCGAGAUUGUUCAAUCUAUUUUCAAGCAAUAA
Messenger RNA from Fusarium subglutinans, 1623 nucleotides. Its product is annotated as ornithine N5-oxygenase. The coding region runs from base 1 to 1623 and encodes 540 amino acids. The transcript has 3 exons. Gene Ontology annotation, biological process: intracellular iron ion homeostasis. NCBI's taxonomy places the organism in Eukaryota, Fungi, Ascomycota, Sordariomycetes, Hypocreales, Nectriaceae. The record is from RefSeq and is a predicted model, not a curated record.